AUCGGCAUUCAGCACAGCAGCCACCUCUUACCACGCCCCACGGCACCACCCCAACGUGAUGGCGGUGAGCAACAACAUCACGGCAUGCGUGACGCUGCUGGCGCUGAUCUGCGCGGUGCCCGUGAUCGCGUCGGGGGUGUGGUUCGCGUCGGCGCAGGGCGAGGAGUGCGCGCGCCUGGCGCGGUGGCCCGUGGCCAUCCUGGGCGGGCUGCUCCUGCUGGCCGCGCUGGCGGGCUUCGUGGGCGCGUACUGGAACCGGCGCGGCCUGCUUGCCUUCUACCUCUUCGCCAUGGCGUCGCUCGUCGUGCUCCUCAUCGCGCUCCUCGCCUUCGCCUUCGCCGUCACCCGCGGGUCCGGCGCCUACCCCGUGCUCGGCCGCGCCUACGACGACUACCGCCUCGACGGCUUCUCCAUGUGGCUCCGCGGGUACGUCUCCGACGACCCCGGGCGCUGGGACAAGGUCAGGGCCUGCCUCGCCGUCUCCGACACCUGCAAGAAGCUCGCGCGCCAGGCCGCCUUCACCAGCGCAGACCAGUUCUAUCAGUCGCACCUCUCCCCGCUCCAGUCCGGGUGCUGCAAGCCGCCGUCGGUGUGCGGGUUCAGCUACGUGAGCCCGACGGUGUGGUCCGCCCCGGCGGCGCGGCCGGCGGCGGACGCGGACUGCGGGCUGUGGAGCAACGACCCGGGGCAGCUGUGCUACGGGUGCGAGUCCUGCAAGGCGGGCCUCCUGGAGGCGCUCCGGGACCAGUGGCACAAGGCCAACGUCGCCCUCGUCGUCGCCACCGUCGCCCUCGUCAUCCUCUACCUCGUCGGCUGCAGCGCCUACAAGAACGCGCAGGCCGCCGCCAUCUUCGGACGCCGCAAGUAUUAGCUAGCUAGCUGCCAUGUUAGUUUUUUUUUGCGCUUUUUUUUCUUUAUUGUCAUGUGGGUUGUGGAUUAUGGAUUGCGUAUGUGUGUCCCCCCUGGUGGAGAGAAGCAUUUGUAGCGGUGGCGUGGUGUGUGUUUCCGGACUUGGUUCAUCAUGGUAGUGUGAUACAUGUGUAAGAUUAGUUACUUUAAUUAC
This is a messenger RNA of Zea mays, 1063 nucleotides long. RefSeq lists its product as uncharacterized. The coding region runs from base 59 to 871 and encodes 270 amino acids. The transcript is spliced from 2 exons. Gene Ontology annotation, biological process: auxin-activated signaling pathway. The record is from RefSeq and is marked provisional. Lineage: Eukaryota; Viridiplantae; Streptophyta; Magnoliopsida; Poales; Poaceae. Gene Ontology annotation, cellular component: membrane.